AUGCAGCAGACAGUAAAAGGAAGGAUAACUUUGUGGCGAUUUAUCUCCCUUUGCAUGAUCCCACUGCUUUUAUCGGUAUCUACUGAGAAAGAAGAGUGCUCUCCCUGUAGAUGCUCAUAUACAGCGUGGCGGGGGAGGGCUGUUUGGACUGCCGACUGCUCGGGCCUCGACCUCUUUGAUGCGCCCAACAUCACUGCUCCGAUUUACAUUCUGGAUUUGUCCAACAACAAUUUAAAGGGGGUCACGCAGCUGAAUAUUUCUAGAUUUCAAUAUCUACUGUCGCUCAGGAUAAGAAACACUUCUCUAAGAACACUACCGUCUGAAUUUCUGUCAGGAGGACCGCUUUUACGAGAGAUCGAUUUUACAGGGAACAAACUAGAAUUCUUUUCUCCCGGUUCUCUGGUUAACUUGAAGCAUUUGGACACAAUCAGGGGCCUGGAGGCUGAGUAUUUCAGCGACAAUGCUUUCCUGGGGUUUGAAUCUUUAAGAACUCUAGAAAUCACAUUUUCCCAAUCAAAUAUAUCAGAAAACAUAUUUUCAAACUUAAAAAUAAGUUCCCUGAAUUUAAGAUUUUUAUCUUCCGAAACUAUUCCCGCAAGAAUAUUGCACUUUGGACAGAAAUAUCUUUCAGACUUAACAAUAUUCGCCCCGAAGGUAACCCAACUGAGUGAAUCAAUGUUUAAUGGCCUGUCCUUGCUGGGAAGACUUCGUCUUCAUUUUGAAAGCUUGCAGUCGUUGCCAGUACAUCUCUUCUCCAAUCCGUCCGCUGACGCCAUGCCUCGGCAUCUGCUAAGACUAACCAUCCAAGGAGUUAAGAGUCUCCCGAGGGACAUACUGCAGGGACAGCAGCGGCUGGAGAGCUUAACACUCUCUGGGGUUGAAGAUUUACCUUCAGGAAUAUUCGACGAGAUUCAAACGUUGCACCACUUGAAUUUGUCGACCAGUAACGUAAGAAGAAUUUCGCCGUAUUGGUUCAGCAAACUGGGGAGUCUCAAGUCUUUGAAUCUCAGUAGUUCUGGGCUACAGGAACUUAGGAACGACUCGUUCAUCGGGCUGAAUUCUCUGUCUGUCCUGGACCUAUCGCACAACGAUUUAAACAGCCUUCCAGAGUCGGCGUUUGAAUACUUCAAGGAAACUCUGCAAAGUCUAAACAUUACGGGUAAUUCUAUUGAUUACAUCCAAGAAAAGAUAUUCAGAGGCUUGUUUUCCUUACAAUCACUGGACCUCAGUUACAAUGGUAUUGUAAAAGUUUCCACAAAGGCCUUCACUGAUCUGAGCAAGCUGCAAGUAUUAAACCUGCGAAACAACAUUUUGUAUUAUAUACCAGAAGAUGUGCUCCAAUAUCAAAAAGACCUGCGGAUUCUAGAUCUUUCCAACAAUAAUCUCACGACGUUACCCCAAAACCUUCUACAGAACGCCAUAUCUCUUCGCGUGUUGGAUCUGUCAAAUAAUCCCGUUUCUACAUUCCCGGAGAGGUUUCUAGCACACUCGCGUUUCCUGGAGUUCUUGAUUUUGGAGGGAAACCCACUUCACUGCGACUGUCGCCUGUUUGUGGUCGAGUCCCAGACAUCGGGCCCCAUGUUAAACAUGACGGGGGUGUGUUUGUCUCCGGACUCCCUGAGGGGACAGCCGGUGAGUGCGGUGAUUUCUCAGGAGAGUUGCACCACGGACCAGGAAUCAUCAUCACCAUCAUCAUCAUCAUCAUCAUCACCAUCAUCAUCAUCGUCAUCCAGCACAAAAGGUAGCUCAUACGUAUACACUUCCACAGUCACCAUCAAAACACCACCUACCAGUACCACUUCUCCAGAAAUUGAGGAAUCUACCCCUACCACCCCCAUCACCACUACAUCAUGGACCGACAAUUUUACCACAGUCACCAUCAAAACACCACCUACCAGUACCACUUCUUCAGAAAUUGAGGAAUCUACCACUACCACCGCCAUCACCACUACAUCGUGGACCGACAAUUUUACCACAAGUACAUCAAUGACACAGGAUGUGACGUCAUUCAACCAAACUACCACAGAUAGUAGGCCAACACGAGUAAGUGAAAAACCAGUUGUGUUUGAGGGAAAGGAUUUCGGAAGCGUGUCCUCAUCUGGCAUGAAGGCGUUCUACAUAGCAAUAGGCGUCAUCGGGGCCCUGUUUGUUUUCGGCGUCAUUGCGCAUGUCGUCAGGCGUGGUCGACUCGGCAUCAGAAGCAGAAGUUACAGCAUCAACCAGGAAAUUAUUCACGGUGAUGCCCAGGAACAUAUCUAGAAACUGGGAAUCUUUAAGAUUCUUCCUGACAUGAUCAAUGAUUUUAGAUGUUCUAGAAUUGUAUUUAUUUAUUAAUAUUUUGGUUUGUGUAAACAUGCAUUUAGAAUCAGUAUUAAGUGUCACAACUUGUGCUUUGAACAAAUCCCCUUAAGUCAAAUUAAAUAUCUACUGUACUUAUUUGUGGUUGUAAUACGUGUCUAAAAAUUGAAUAGAAACUGUUUAUAAUGUAAUGUUUUUGGUAUUCAAUGAUAAUGAGUUGCAUGAUUAUAGUGCAUCAUAGUAUCCACUAUCCACAGGUUACUA
Molecule: messenger RNA, 2562 nt
Organism: Magallana angulata
Lineage: Eukaryota; Metazoa; Mollusca; Bivalvia; Ostreida; Ostreidae
Product: toll-like receptor 3
Exons: 2
Coding region: 1-2259 (752 amino acids)
Cellular component (GO): extracellular matrix
Molecular function (GO): protein binding
Source: RefSeq, a predicted model, not a curated record